This is a messenger RNA of Nomascus leucogenys (northern white-cheeked gibbon), 1407 nucleotides long. RefSeq names its product maestro (gene MRO). NCBI's taxonomy places the organism in Eukaryota, Metazoa, Chordata, Mammalia, Primates, Hylobatidae. The record is from RefSeq and is a predicted model, not a curated record. Gene Ontology annotation, cellular component: cytoplasm.
CAGAGGGAAGGUCCCCAGAAUUGCCUUCUGCAGAAUUUCUGCAGAAAGUGUCGGCCAGGCCGGCAUGAGGGAAGAAUGAGGGGAAAUCACAGCAAGGAGAAGGAAAAACACCUCAGCAUGGCUUGGGGAAGCAAAGGGCGCAAGUGAUGCUUGUGCCAGCCCACAAUAUUCUUGUCGGUUUCAUUCCAGAACAAUGCCCUCCCCUGCCCAAAUACUCUAUACUAACUUUGACUUCCCCUCUUAUUUGAUUCUCACUUUCCAUCACUCUGUGCCGACCCGUUAUCCUGAACAGACCCUGCGUCACCUCCUAAUUUCCCUUCUUGCAUGUUAGGAAUUCAGGGCUGGGAAAAUUUCGCCGAGUCAUCACAUUUGGCUACUACCCGGGAAAGCAGCCCUCCCGAGUCAGGAACGGGCUCCAGUUCAUCACGUGGCAGCCGCCUGCAGGAGCCGCAGUUCCAUGGACCAAAGACAGAGGGGAAUCCUGAGCCAGCCCCUUUCCACCCCUACUUCCCAGCCCAAGCAGAAAAGGACAUCAAUAAUAUGUUUCUUUUCCAAGGUCUCUUGGAAACUGAGGUUCCAGAAGCGGGAGCCUCUGAAGAAUGUGUUUUUCAUCUUGGCAGAAAGAGCUCGGGACCCCAAUGCUACAAAGCGUCACAUGGCAAUGAGAAGCCUGGGAACCAUGGCCUGUGAAGCCCCUGACAAGUUGAGAAAGUAUAAGAAAAUUGUCCUCGACCUGCUGGUGUAUGGACUGUAUGACCCUGUGAAUUUGGAAGUCAUCCAUGAGAGUAUGAAGACUCUGAUCGUCAUUCUGGGCAAAAUCCAGGGGAAAGGUUUGGGUUCCUUCUUCAUAGACAUCACCCUUCAGACCAGGACUUUAUUAGAUGAUGAGAACGACAGUCUGAGAUACUCGGCCUUUGUUUUGUUUGGGCAAUUGGCUGCCUUUGCCGGGAGGAAAUGGAAAAAAUUUUUCACCAGUCAGGUUAAGCAGACACGAGAUUCCCUCCUGAUCCAUUUACAGGACAGAAAUCCCCAGGUUGCCAAGGCUUGCAAAACAACAUUUCGAGCCUGUUCUCCAUAUCUGAAACUAAAGAAGGAAUACAGCUUCCCGAGUGAAGAAGAUCAAAGGAACACUAAGCUCUACUGGCAGCUGAGCCACUAUCAUCCAGAGAUCCUGCAGUUCUUCUACGCAAAUAAAAUUCUGUAAGCACAGAGCAGCAGGGAAAUGGUUCUAUAUGAGUGCAUUGCUGAGCCAUCAUGUUCCCCUGUUUUAUCUCAAUGGAUGCCUCUUCUGCUUGCCUCUUGGGAUUGUAAUGGAAAAGAAGGUGCUGGGAGAGCAAUCAAACGCAAAAAUAAUACAUGGAAUUGUAUGAUUAUAUCUAAAGUAAAAUUCUAGACUGCUUUCACUUA